CUUGUGUGCACAUUUCCAGUCAGUUGUGCUGUAGCACUUGAACCGUUAAGAUGUUCCGAAUUUUGAAGUGCCGUGAUAGCUUAUCACUGCGGGUGUUCUCCCGAUCCAAACAUACCGGCACAGUAAUUGCGAUUCGUCGCGAAGACCAAUCAGUAUGGGAACGGCGAGCCUCCUUCAGUCCAGCUGGCGUCAAGAAGCUAAUCAAACAGGGCGUUAAGGUGAUAGUUCAACCGUCCAAUCGUCGCGCCUAUCCGAUGCAGGCCUAUCUCAAUGCUGGCGCUACGGUUCAGGAGGACAUCAGCGAGGCGUCGAUUAUCUUCGGCGUUAAGCAGGUCCCCGUGGAUGCACUCAUUCCGCAGAAAACCUACUGCUUCUUCUCGCAUACCAUCAAGGCCCAGGAAUCCAACAUGCCCCUGCUGGAUGCCUGUUUGGAGAAGAACAUCCGCCUCGUGGACUACGAGAAACUGAUGGACCGGAACGGGCAGCGAUUGGUGGCAUUCGGCAAGUACGCUGGAGUAGCCGGAAUGAUCAACAUCCUGCAUGGACUUGGCCUGCGAUUACUGGCUCUGGGUCAUCACACGCCUUUUAUGCACGUGGGCCCAGCUCACAACUACCGGAAUUCAUCCAUGGCUCGCCAAGCGGUCCGUGACUGCGGGUACGAGAUAUCCCUGGGCAUGAUGCCCAAAUCGAUUGGACCGCUAACCUUCAUCUUCACUGGAUCUGGAAAUGUUUCCCAAGGAGCACAAGAAGUCUUCCAAGAGCUGCCCGUAGAAUUCGUUCCACCGGAGAGCUUACGUAAGGUAGCAGAGCAUGGCAGCCAGAACAAACUGUAUGGCUGCGAAGUGAGUCGAGCCGAUCACCUGGAACGGCGCGAGGGUGGUAGAUUUGAUCCCGUGGAAUACGAUCAGUAUCCAGAGCGAUACAUUUCGACCUUCAACAAAAACAUCGCACCAUACGCUUCGGUAAUCGUAAAUGGCAUCUACUGGGCUGUGGGAGCACCAAAGCUCAUCACCAUCCCGGAUGCCAAAAACCUGCUUAGACCGGCAAACACUCCUUGGCUACCGACGAGCCGAGGAGCUCCAGCACUACCUCACCGCAUGCUGGCCAUCUGUGAUAUCUCCGCUGAUCCGGGCGGUUCCAUCGAAUUUAUGAACGAAUGCACUACCAUCGACACGCCAUUCUGCUUGUACGAUGCCGAUCGUAACAAGGACCAGAAGAGUUUCAAAGGGCCAGGAGUGCUGGUUUGCUCGAUAGACAAUAUGCCCACACAACUGCCAAGAGAAUCUACCGACUUCUUCGGCGAAUUGCUCCAUCCAUACGCCCUGGAUAUCCUUCAAAGCGAUGCUGCAAAGCCCUUGGAAGAACACAACUUCUGCCAACCCGUGGAGGGAGCCAUCAUCUGCAGUAAUGGAAAGCUAACUCCCGGCUACGAAUACAUUAACGAGCUCCGUGAAGCCAACUUCCGAUCACGACACAAGACGGAAGGAUCGUCUAUCGGUAAGAAACGAGUUCUGGUCCUUGGGGCUGGCUUCGUCUCAGCGCCUCUGGUAGAAUACCUGCAUCGUGAAUCGAACGUCAGUAUUAAGGUGGGAUCCCAAAUCAAGGAGGAAGCGGAUCGGUUAGCUCAACGCUACCAGGGAAUCGAAUCGGUGUACAUCAAUGUCGAAGACGAAAGUGCCAAUCUACAGAAUCUAUGCGAGGAAAGUGACGUCGUAGUUUCACUACUGCCUUAUUCCUUGCACGGACUAAUUGCGAAACAUUGCAUCGCCGGAAAGACCCACCUGGUGACGGCUAGCUAUUUGAGCGAUGAAAUCAAAGCGCUAGAUAACUGCGCUAAGGAAGCUGGUGUGACGCUAAUGAACGAGGUUGGUUUGGAUCCCGGCAUCGAUCACAUGCUGGCUCUGGAAUGCAUCCACGAAGUUCAAGAAAAAGGUGGCCUCGUCGAGUCGUUUGUGAGCUUCUGUGGUGGACUCCCCGCUCCAGAACAUUCAGCUAACCCUCUGCGGUACAAGUUCUCGUGGUCUCCUCGAGGUGUUCUGCUGAACACACUAUCAGCCGCUAAAUACCUGAGUAAGGGACAGGUUGUGGAAAUCUCCGGAGGUGGUGAUCUGAUGACUGCACCUCGCGAUCUGGACUUCUUGCCUGGAUUCGCGCUGGAAGGUUUCCCCAAUCGAGAUUCUACCAAGUACCAAGACCUGUAUGGCCUGUCCGGUGUACACACGCUUAUCCGAGGAACCAUUCGGUACAAGGGUUUCUCCGAUAGUAUUAAACCAAUGCAGCUGCUGGGGCUGAUCGAUCCUAACCCACAUCCGAUGCUACACCCACAUGGACCGGAAAUCACCUGGCGGCAGCUGAUCAUUAACUUCCUUGGAUUGCAAGAUGCCGAUAUGUUCUAUGAGAACUUGAAACAUAGAUUGGCUGAGCGGGUAGGAAAUAUGGAUGGAAUCGAGCAGCUGGGACUGCUGGAAGACAACAAGGUGGUCAAAAUGGGAACUCCACUGGAUACGCUGAGUCACUAUCUGUCGGGGAAGCUAGCUUUUGGUCCAAGUGAACGUGACUUGGUGGUCCUGAGGCAUGAUGUUGGCAUUCGCUGGAACGAUGGCCGACGGGAACAUCGGGGAAUUAACUUCGUAGUCUAUGGUCAACCAUCGCUUAAUGGUGGACACUCAGCAAUGGCAGUCACGGUUGGAUUCCCAGCGGCGAUUGCAGUGAAAAUGAUCUUGGAUGGUGAAAUUCAACAACGCGGUGUAAUGCUUCCGUUCUCCCCGGAUAUCUACCGAACGAUGUUGGCACGGUUGGAAAAUGAAGGACUGGUUGCACAUACGACGUCUACAUUUUUGUGAAAUGAGUGAGAGGAGAGAGCGUCUCAUGUAAUCGGAUAGACUUGUCUGGAUGGAAGGUUUUUGUGUUUUAUGCAAGAUGCAUGAAGUUGAAGUAAAUAGAUAAGGAAGAACUUUAUAAUUUUAAGAUAAAUAAAGUGAAUUGAAG
Molecule: messenger RNA, 2988 nt
Organism: Ochlerotatus camptorhynchus
Lineage: Eukaryota; Metazoa; Arthropoda; Insecta; Diptera; Culicidae
Gene: LKRSDH
Product: lysine ketoglutarate reductase/saccharopine dehydrogenase
Exons: 6
Coding region: 51-2843 (930 amino acids)
Cellular component (GO): cytoplasm
Molecular function (GO): saccharopine dehydrogenase activity
Source: RefSeq, a predicted model, not a curated record